Molecule: messenger RNA, 948 nt
Organism: Xiphophorus maculatus (southern platyfish)
Lineage: Eukaryota; Metazoa; Chordata; Actinopteri; Cyprinodontiformes; Poeciliidae
Product: olfactory receptor 51E1-like
Exons: 1
Biological process (GO): G protein-coupled receptor signaling pathway
Cellular component (GO): membrane
Molecular function (GO): G protein-coupled receptor activity; olfactory receptor activity
Source: RefSeq, a predicted model, not a curated record
AUGUCUUUGUGAAACACAUUUAUGGAUGGUGAAGUUAAUGAAACUUAUAUAACCCUUGAAGGACAUGUAGAGUUGGACAAAUUCAGAUAUCUUUAUUUUGCAGUCAUGCUAGCAGCGUAUGUUUGCAUCGUCGUCUGUAACCUGACCAUUGUGUAUGUUAUAUGGACGCAUGAAAACCUCCAUGAGCCCAUGUACGUUUUCAUCGCCGCUUUGCUUCUGAACUCUGUUGUUUUCAGCACUAACAUCUAUCCCAAACUGCUGUCAGAUUUUCUAUCAGAGAAACAGAUUAUAUCAUAUUCAGCUUGUUAUGUGCAGUUUUUUCUCUUUUAUUCUCUAAGCGGCUCAGAGUUUUUACUGCUGGCAGCAAUGGCCUACGAUCGUUACGUGUCGAUAUGUAAACCUUUACAAUAUGCAACAAUAAUGGGGAGAAACACGGUUAGUAUUUACUUGAGUUUGGCUUGGCUGGUGCCUGCUUGUCUGAUUGCUGUGCAGGUGAUACUGAGCUCCAACAUUAAACUGUGUAAAUCAAAUUUUCAAGGAAUUUUCUGUAACAACUCAGUUUACAGCGCCCACUGUUUAAACUCAGAGGUGAAUGUAGUAUUUGGUGCUGUGGCACUGGUUGUGAUUGGAUUCUUCCCUCUGCUUUUCAUCGUUUUUACUUACAGCAGAAUAUUUAUCAUAUCCUAUCGCAGCUCUAAAGAAGUCAGAAAGAAAGCUGCUCAGACCUGCUCGCCCCACUUGCUGGUGCUGAUCAGUUUCUCCUGUUUGUGUGCGUUUGAUGUCAUCAUAGCUCGACUGGGAUCCAACCUUACAAAAUUAAUCCGUUUAAUAAUGACUUUACAGGCAGUUUUGUAUCAUCCUCUAUUAAACCCAAUCAUAUAUGGUUUAAAAAUGAAGGAGAUAUUAAAGCAACUGAGAAGGCUGUUUUCUCAAGCUAAGGUCUUAUAG